AUGGGUAAAGUAGAAGGGUGCAAGUGUCAAUUCAGGAUUUCAGUAACUAUUAAUUGGGUGGUUGUCCACUUAUUCUCAAUUGAACUUUCGUCGAUCAAUCGUCAUCUCUUCGAAUCUCUGGAGAGAUUUUACAAUUACUUUCUGAAAACGAAUUUACCCGCGGUAGAUCGAAUUGAAGUUCUGAUCUUUGAAAAGGAAAUCUGA
Molecule: messenger RNA, 204 nt
Organism: Lactuca virosa
Lineage: Eukaryota; Viridiplantae; Streptophyta; Magnoliopsida; Asterales; Asteraceae
Source: the annotation of a GenBank genome assembly